This is a messenger RNA of Venustampulla echinocandica, 699 nucleotides long. RefSeq lists its product as uncharacterized. The transcript is spliced from 2 exons. The record is from RefSeq and is a predicted model, not a curated record. Lineage: Eukaryota; Fungi; Ascomycota; Leotiomycetes; Helotiales; Pleuroascaceae. The coding region runs from base 1 to 699 and encodes 232 amino acids.
AUGUCCCUCUGCAGAAACCGCCCGGAGGGUUUCGGCCCUCAUUCCACCCUCUCCUCCCCGCUGCCUACAGCAUGUUUCGCCGAUACAAUCAUUAUACCGCUCCCGGUUUGGCUCGCGCUCAUCCUUUUCCCGGUACUCUACGUCCUUAGCAUCCACCACCGCUCCCAGAACUUCGAUCCUUCAACCUCACACCUACGCAUAGUCCCGCCGCGCAACUGGCUCUUCACCACCCUCACCGCCAUAUACUACGUGCUCAUAGUCUGUAACAUUCUGAUGGAGACCCUCGAAAUCGUGCGUCUCGCCCUCAUCCACUUCGGCAUCGCGCUGUUGCCGUUCACUUACGUGGGACUCCUCCUGGGCGGCUCCCUACACCUCACCGGCGGGCUACACGGGCGAGUUCGAGGCUGGCAGGCUGUCAACACCGGCGUCCUGUGGCUCGGCGGGCUGGCCGUGAAUGCGGUGAAAGCGGCUGGGCUGAGCAAGGAGGGCAUCGACACGCGGAAGGGGAGCAAGUAUCCGCUCAGCGACCAAGUGGUUGACGUGGCGGUGAUCGCGGGGAUUUAUGCCGUGCUGGGGAUUCUGGAGAUGGCGUUGGGGUUCUGGGGAGAGUUGAGGACGGCCAGGGCGGAGAGGGCCCGGCUGGGGAGCUUGCGGAGUGGGAUGAGCCCGCCGAUGGAGUGGAAUGGCAGCUUUAAAUGA